Messenger RNA from Lynx canadensis (Canada lynx), 1949 nucleotides. It is a transcript of the gene TOMM34, whose product is annotated as translocase of outer mitochondrial membrane 34. The record is from RefSeq and is a predicted model, not a curated record. Gene Ontology annotation, cellular component: cytosol; mitochondrion. Gene Ontology annotation, molecular function: heat shock protein binding. The coding region runs from base 99 to 1028 and encodes 309 amino acids. The transcript is spliced from 7 exons. Lineage: Eukaryota; Metazoa; Chordata; Mammalia; Carnivora; Felidae.
UCUGAGUCCUCGCCAGCGGGUGCUCCCGCUCGCUCGCAGUUGCGCACGCCUCAGCGCGGUAACUGACGCGCCCCCUGGUUCGCCGGCCCGGCCCCGGGAUGGCCCCCAAGCUCUCAGACUCCGUGGAGGGGCUCCGCGCCGCCGGCAACCAAAGCUUCCGCAACGGCCAGUUCGCCGAGGCCGCGGCGCUGUACAGCCGCGCGCUGCGGGCGCUGGAGGCGCAAGGUUCUUCGAACCCUGGAGAAGAAAGUAUUCUCUACUCUAACCGUGCAGUGUGCCACUUAAAGGAUGGCAACUGCAAGGACUGCAUCAAGGAUUGCACUUUAGCACUGGCCCUGGUUCCCUUCAGCCUGAAGCCCCUGCUGCGGCGAGCGUCCGCCUACGAGGCUCUGGAGAAGUACCCCCUGGCUUAUGUCGACUACAAGACCGCACUGCAGAUUGAUGACCGCGUGACAUCGGCCUUGGAAGGCAUCAACAGGAUGAGCAGAGCUCUCAUGGACUCACUUGGGCCCGAGUGGCGCCUGAAGCUGCCCUUGACCCCCUUGGUGCCUGUUUCGGCUCAGAAGAGGUGGGAGUCCUUGCCCUCCGAAUGCCGCAGAGAAAGAGCUAAGAGCAAAUUCAGAGAAACCACAGCGGCAAAGAGCAGAGUGCCUUCUGCUGGGGAUGUGGAGAGAGCCAGAGUUCUGAAGGAAGAAGGCAAUGAGCUUGUAAAGAAGGGAAACCAUAAGAAAGCUAUUGAGAAGUACAGUGAAAGCCUCUCAUUUAGUGACGUGGAGUCCGCCACAUACAGCAACAGAGCGCUCUGCCAUUUGGUUCUGAAGCAGUACAAGGAAGCAGUGAAGGAUUGCACAGAAGCCCUCAGGCUGGAUGGAAGGAACGUGAAGGCAUUCUACAGACGAGCUCAAGCCUACAAGGCACUCAAGGACUAUAAAUCCAGCUUUGAAGACAUCAGUUGUCUCCUGCAACUUGAGCCCAGGAACGGCCCUGCCCAGAAGUUGCAGCAGGAAGUUAACCAGAGCUUAAACUAAACACCCAGAAGGGCAGCGGGAAACCUCUGCCUGAGCUCCCUCCUCCGUGCCUGCUCCUGGGACCUCGCCUGCCCCAGAGUGAGCUCUGAAGCAACUCAGAGGUGAUGGCUUCCCACCUUGUAAGAGGCUUGGCUCAUUCAAAUUAAGCCCAGUGUAGUAAAAAACCAAAAACGAUGUUUUGCCGGAAUGGUCCCCACUAGAGCCCUAUUGUCCCCCACCCCACCCCCCCAGACAGCUAGCAGGACGGCAGAAACGGGUCCUCCUCGGCAGAGCACUUGGCUCUGUCCCCGCCCCAAGCAUACUACCAACUGCUGCCCUUGUAGCUUCUUCACCAGACCCAUCUCACUGUGGUUCAUCUGAGCAAACCGAGCUCCGGGGUGGGGGCGGGUGAGGGAUAAACCAGAAGACCCCGGCCCACCUACACCCAAAGCAGCCUGUUGAGCUGGUUCUCCAGGGCUGCCGUGCCCACCCCGUCCUUGGCAGAGUCCCCUGUGUUCUGAGCCCCAGUGCCUUUUGGCGGGGCCCUCCUCUGGUGGGGAUGCGGAAUCCUGACCCGGGGGUGGCUUUGCCCGUGGCUCUGUGCUGCUGCACCUUCACGGAGGUGCCUUAGGUGUUUGAAGAGUCCAGGGGUGAGGGCACUUCCAGAGGUGGGCCUUUCCAAGAGAGAAAGCCCUUCUCGAAGGCAGUGUUCUUCCAGUUUGGGCAGAGACUUCCUUUUGACCUCAACAGUGGCCCCCUCCAAGCUUCUUGGUUCUUUGUAAUACGAACUUAAUUUGAACUAAACUGACUGAUGUCCAACUGUGUAUUUGAGCUUUUGCAUUAAACAUCUUUCUUGUACAAGAAAGGUGUGCUGUGCUUAUGUUUGUGCUUUUUCUGCUCUGUGCUUUGAACUUUGCAAUAAUAAAAGCCACUGCCUGUUCA